This is a messenger RNA of Sorghum bicolor (sorghum), 1338 nucleotides long. RefSeq names its product GRF1-interacting factor 1. Gene Ontology annotation, cellular component: nucleus. The coding region runs from base 281 to 958 and encodes 225 amino acids. Gene Ontology annotation, molecular function: transcription coactivator activity. The record is from RefSeq and is a predicted model, not a curated record. NCBI's taxonomy places the organism in Eukaryota, Viridiplantae, Streptophyta, Magnoliopsida, Poales, Poaceae. Gene Ontology annotation, biological process: cell population proliferation; leaf development; positive regulation of transcription by RNA polymerase II. The transcript is spliced from 4 exons.
AGUUCUCCUCCCUCUUUUUAAAGAAGGGAACCGAAAGCAGGGCAAGAGACGGGCAGCGGCCUGACCUGCGCAAAACCCCCGCUCUCAUCAGUCAUCUCUCCCCAACCAAAACCCCAACAAGCCGCAAGGGAACGGAACCUUUUCGCCAGCGGCCUGUUCGAAAGCAACUGCAGGGGAGAAGAAGCUGCGCAGGAGAAGAGGAGGAAGGCGGCGGCGGUGUGUAGGCUGCGCAGAGAGAGGCAGCGAGGGAUCGUAAGCUUUUGGCAGUGGUGGUCUUGGAAUGCAGCAGCAACACCUGAUGCAGAUGAACCAGAACAUGAUUGGGGGCUACACCUCUCCUGCCGCUGUGACCACCGAUCUCAUCCAGCAGUACCUGGAUGAGAACAAGCAGCUGAUCCUGGCCAUCCUCGACAACCAGAACAAUGGAAAGGUGGAGGAGUGCGAACGGCACCAAGCUAAGCUCCAGCACAACCUCAUGUACCUGGCGGCCAUCGCUGACAGCCAGCCACCACAGACUGCACCACUAUCACAGUACCCGUCCAACCUGAUGAUGCAGCCAGGCCCUCGGUACAUGCCACCGCAGUCCGGGCAGAUGAUGAGCCCGCAGUCGCUAAUGGCGGCGCGGUCCUCCAUGAUGUACGCGCACCCGUCCAUGUCGCCACUCCAGCAGCAGCAGGCAGCGCACGGCCAGCUGGGCAUGGCUUCAGGGGGCGGCGGUGGCACGACCAGUGGGUUCAGCAUCCUCCACGGCGAGGCCAGCAUGGGCGGUGCUGCUGGCGCAGGCACCGGCAACAGCAUGAUGAACGCCGGCAUGUUCUCAGGCUUUGGCCGCAGCGGCAGUGGCGCCAAGGAGGGAUCGACCUCGCUGUCUGUUGACGUCCGUGGUGGCACCAGCUCCGGCGCGCAGAGCGGGGACGGCGAGUACCUGAAAGCAGGCACCGAGGAAGAAGGCAGUUAAGACGAUGUCACUAGCACUGGCAUCGGCUCGGGAACGGUAUGGCAUAGCAGCAGGAUUAGCAGGUAGCUUUGAGGAACGAGGAGGGGGUAGUAGCGUAGUAAUGGUAGCAUUAGCUAGCAGUAUGUAGUCGGUAAGGUAGGGUUGUUCCAUAGAACCUGGAGGUGGUAGUGACCAGCAUGCAUGCAUGAUGGUCACUUGUUUUGGAUGUACGUUGCAGGUUCUCCCCCAAGAUGUAGUAUGGAACGUUGCUGUUGACCUCUUUGCGCAAACACUAUGCAGUGUUGAUCUUGACCAAAAAAAAACUUUUCGCCUACUGCCUUUUGAUCUUGUGAUUGUUGUCGUAACAUUUAGUUUUGAAGAAGCUGGACACAUUAUGUGGA